Molecule: messenger RNA, 2423 nt
Organism: Penaeus indicus
Lineage: Eukaryota; Metazoa; Arthropoda; Malacostraca; Decapoda; Penaeidae
Product: sodium-driven chloride bicarbonate exchanger-like
Exons: 12
Coding region: 94-1773 (559 amino acids)
Biological process (GO): bicarbonate transport; monoatomic anion transport; transmembrane transport
Cellular component (GO): plasma membrane
Molecular function (GO): sodium:bicarbonate symporter activity; solute:inorganic anion antiporter activity
Source: RefSeq, a predicted model, not a curated record
CGUUUCACUGAAGAGAACUUUGCUACACUGAUUGCCUUUAUCUUCAUAUACAAGGCUAUUGAGAAAGUGAUCAAGAUUGGCUCGAAGUAUCCAAUGGAGACUCAUGUUGAUACCCCAAAAACAUGCAUGUGUACUCUUGGGAAUGAAACUGAAUAUGUUAAUUCAACCUAUCCAUGGUACAAUGCUACGGAAGAAGAUUGCGUUAUGCUCUAUGAAGGAAAGAUGAUGGGCACUGGCUGCAAGCCCUUUUAUCCAGAUGUUUACUUGCUCUCCUUCAUCCUCUUCUUUGGAACUUUCCUUAUCUCGGUGUACUUGAAGGACUUCAAGACUGCUUCCUUCUUCCCAACCAAGGUCCGACAGUUCAUCAGUGAUUUUGCUGUUAUCAUAGCUAUCCUUACCAUGAGCUUCUUCGACUUUGUAGUUGGCAUUCACACCCCAAAAUUGGAAGUCCCAGAAGAGUUCAAACCCACCUUGGAUGGUCGUACUUGGCUUAUCCCACUUUUCAAUGGAAACCCAUGGUGGUCUUCCAUUGUUGCUGUAGUGCCAGCUCUCCUGGCCACCAUUUUGAUCUUCAUGGACCAGCAGAUCACAGCUGUUAUUGUGAACAGAAAGGAGCAUAAACUCAAGAAGGGUGGUGGAUACCAUCUUGAUCUAUUUGUCCUUGCCAUCCUCCUCAUCGUUAAUUCCAUUAUGGGCCUGCCAUGGUUUGUGGCUGCUACUGUGUUAUCAAUCAACCAUGUCAACUCUCUCAAACUGGAGUCUGAGUGUGCAGCUCCUGGGGAGAAACCAAAGUUCCUUGGUGUCAGGGAAAACCGUAUCACCCACAUCGCCAUCUUUGCAUUCAUUGGAUUGUCUGUGGUCAUGACUCCAGUCCUCAAGAAGAUCCCUAUGCCUGUACUAUUUGGUGUCUUUCUGUACAUGGGUAUUGCUGCCCUGAAAGGCCUGCAGUUCUUUGAUCGUAUCCUUAUCAUGUUCAUGCCUGUCAAGUACCAGCCAGACUACUCUUUCUUACGUAAGGUUCCCCUCAAAAAAGUACACUUGUUCACUCUUAUCCAGCUGGGUUGUCUGAUUGCUCUGUGGGUAAUUAAAUCUUUCAGUCAGACUUCUAUCUUCUUCCCACUCAUGUUGGUGGUGAUGAUUGGUAUCCGCAAGUGUUUGGACUGGAUCUUCACCCAGCGUGAGCUCAAGAUCUUGGAUGACACCCUGCCUGAAUUCAGCCGCAAGAAGAGGAUGGAAAAAGAAGAGGAGAGCAACACAGAGGAAUCUGAGGAAGACAAGAAGGCUGGUGUCCAUUCAAGUGAGGGCAUGAUGACCAUUCCCCUGGCUAACGGCAAUGUCAUGAAGGUGCCCAUGAACCCCAUCAACAUAUCUGAGGAAAUGAACAAGAGUGGAGUGUGGAUGGACAUCAAUCAAGACCAGGAGAAGCAUAACAAGGCCAACUCACCUACAAAGAACAAUGGGGACAGGAGCCGUGACAGCUGUAAGCGUUGCCAUCGCCGUAAGAAGAGCCGAAAUAAUGAUGGAUCCAAUGAUGAGGCCAAAGAGCCAACUAAGGAUGUGGAAAAGAAUGGCAGCAUAAAGUGUCACAGUGACACAGAAAAUGAUUCCGCUAUGAAAGACACUUUGGAAUUAGAGAAUGAAUCUUGCCAUUUCACAAAGAAACGUGGAACGAAAAAGGAUGCUCUGAAUGAGGAGGAGAAGAAGAGGCUAAGCAUGAUGGCAGAAGAGGAAGAGGAGGACGAAGGGAUUACGAUCAAGGUGACGAAGUCGUAAAUUGUCACACUGUCAGCCAAUUAUCAUUUCGUUAUUUGAUUUUCUUUUUUUAUUUUCUAUCUUGUGUUCCUUUUUUCGAAAAAAUCAUGAUUCCCUUGAGCCUUAGUUGAAGACACAAGCAAGGUAGAUCAGCUUCAUGGAGCCACCAGGUACCAGUCUGAAAGGCCUGAUGUGGUUGUAUUGAUUUUAAAGAUAUGAAUUAUAUUUUUAAGACAGAAAUAAUAAAUAUUUGUAAAGUCAUAAUAGAGGCAUCCAUUAGCUGAUCUAGUCACAUAUGCAGUUGUAAGACACCUUGCUAUAUGUUGGUAUGGCUGUACCUGGACCACAUAUAAAGAAUCCUUUAUGUUAAGGAUUAAAUGUAGCAGUUCAUACUGCUUUAGAGGGUUUGAAUAUUUAUUAUCUUAAAGACUUACUAAUAUCCUGAUAAGAAAUAUUUACAAUAAGGAGUAACAGAUAUGCACCAUGUUUGUGUGAAAGUAUAAUUCCCCUAUAUUUUAAUGUGAUAAGAAGAGAUUUAGUGGUGUAUGAGAACUUCUGUGGAAGGGAUGAGACUAGAAAUUUCAGAAGGGAAAAUACAGACAGAAUGCAUUUUAGUAUUCUUGAUCAGUGGACUUCAUUUUUUUCAUUGUUACUAUAUAUUAUAGUCUCUC